UCAUCUCCCACAAUGCUUAGCGCCAGGAUGUUCUACGUCACAAACGCGACAAAAAUCUGUUGCGAUAAAACAAAUACAGUUUAGAUGUUUUAAUAAUUUAACCACCAUCAUGGAGAUGGAAAAGCCGAAAGAAGAUUUUGCUUCAAGCCAGCCAUCAACUACACCUUCCUCUGAGUCAAAGAGGCCAAAUCAGGCUCUGUACGUCCCUAAACAUCGAGUCCACGCCACUAAAGACAAAACUCAAACUCAAGGAGAAGCUAAACCAAGAACCAAACCUCGUUAUACAGAUAAAGCUAGAAAAAAUGCUAAAAACAAAACGGAUAAGGCGGAAGGAUCUUCACAGAGUGAUGCUGUUCAGUCGGAUGAGAAAGAGGAGAGAUUACAGGAAGCAGAGAGGAUGGUAAAUGGGCAGUCUGACUCAAACAAAGAUGAAGCAGAAACUUCAUCACAGUUGGAAGCAGCAUUUCCCAAGGAGGAGGAGGAGAGCUGGGACACCUUGUUUAAUGAUGAUGGAGACUGUUUGGAUCCUCAUCUGCUGGAAGAGCUGGCUCUGAAGGAGGGAAGAAUAAAGAAGUCUGUACAGGAUUCUAGGUUUGGUUACUACAACAUGGACAGGAGCGGCAACGACGAUGAUGAUGAGGAGGAGAUGGAUCUCACUGAGGAGGAACUUUCUCAUAUUGUAGAGAUCUAUGACUUCCCUACAGACUUCAAGACAGAGGAUCUUCUUAAGUUAUUUCAGUGCUACCAACAGCGAGGUUUUGAUAUUAAGUGGAUUGAUGACACUCAUGCACUUGGCCUCUUCUCAAGCCCCAUAGCAGCUCGUGAAGCUCUAAGAUCCAAAAAUCCACUCAUGAAGUUAAGACCUCUCUCCAAAUCAUCUUCUGCUACAAAGGCCAAAGCUCGUAGCUGCUCAGACUACCUCCUACCUGCUAAAGAGAGACCUCAGACGAGUGCAGCACUGGCUCGGAAGCUUGUGAUCGGCGCUCUGGGCGUAAAGAGCAACAUAACAAAGGAGCAACGAGAAGCAGAGAGGAAAAAGCUCCAGGAAGCGAGAGAACAAAAGCGUCUGGCUGCCAAGCAAAGGGAAGAUGCCUGGGAGGGAAAGUGAAUCAACAUUUGUCUUUUCUCAUUUAACUACUAGAUGCAGCGGAAGCUCAAAACUUUUCUUUCAUUUCCCGUUGUCACUCAUUCCCUCAGCAAAUUUUCUCAAACAAAUAUAACUCUUUUUCUUUUAUUCAUGGUCUCCUUACUCAGUAGCCAGUAGCUGUAAUCUGACAUCCUGUUAAAGCGUCCCGUCACUCGUCCAUCAUCUGUAUUCAGUCCAAGCGGGAGCCGUCUAUUUACUGGAGCAGAAACUGUCCAAGCAUGGUCUCUGUUGAAGCACUGAGAUUUUUCAAUUGUAUUUAUGAAAUUAGUGUUUUCUGUACUGAUCCAAAGUGUCGUGUUUAGCUUAAUAUGCUUUUAUUUUAUUGUUAUUAAAUAAACAUAAUGCUGAUUCAG
Molecule: messenger RNA, 1500 nt
Organism: Nothobranchius furzeri (turquoise killifish)
Lineage: Eukaryota; Metazoa; Chordata; Actinopteri; Cyprinodontiformes; Nothobranchiidae
Gene: r3hcc1l
Product: R3H domain and coiled-coil containing 1-like
Molecular function (GO): nucleic acid binding
Source: RefSeq, a predicted model, not a curated record